Oncorhynchus mykiss (rainbow trout) is the source of this 5775-nucleotide messenger RNA. RefSeq names its product nuclear pore complex protein Nup153. Gene Ontology annotation, molecular function: structural constituent of nuclear pore. Gene Ontology annotation, biological process: protein import into nucleus; RNA export from nucleus. Gene Ontology annotation, cellular component: nuclear pore. Lineage: Eukaryota; Metazoa; Chordata; Actinopteri; Salmoniformes; Salmonidae. The record is from RefSeq and is a predicted model, not a curated record.
CUAGUUCUCAUUUAGGUGAAGCUUCCUGGCAUUAGGGUAUGUCGGAGGACUGAGCGCGCUGAAUUCUAGGAUAUGACAGGACGACUAUCUGGCGGCUAGUUGAGAUUCGAUCUAGCCAUGGCUGCCACGGGUGGAGGGAAAAUUAGAAGCAGAAGAUAUCAUAUCGCUUCUAAACCUUACGCCAAAAGCAAACAGCAGCAGUCGGGCCUGAUUAGUCGAGUGACAGACACAGUCAAGAGCAUCGUUCCUUCCUGGAUGCAGAAAUACUUCACAAACGGGGAGGCUACAGAAGGGGGAGGGGCCAUGUUGGGGGAGGAGCCGAACAGUCAGGCCCCUCCUAAUGGCAGUGAGGAGGUAGACCCCCUUCCUGAUGGACGGGACUCUGCGGAGCCCGCUACCAGUAAUACAGAGCCUUCGACAAGCAGGGUAUCCCUGAACUUCCAGGAUGUUCUGUCGAGGCCCCCCCUCAAUCGCUCCCACCUCCAUUUCCCCUCCCUGGACUCCACCCCGGCCCUGGGGAGCCCAAGCUCCCUUUUCUCCCAGCCCUCCACCUCCUCCGCCCCCUUCGCUGGGGGCCCCUUCGCUGGGGCGUCGACAAGCUUCUCCCUAGUCAAGGAGCUCAAGGACAAUAGCUCCCACCACGAGGAUGACAAUAUCUCCACCACCAGUGGCUUCUCAUCACGCGCAUCAGAAAAAGAAGUACCAAACUUUAAGACCACGUCGCUACCCCAGCUCUGUUCUCCGGAGAUGGACCGGCCCCAGCAGUCCCAGUCCAGUCUCAAGAAACCUGCAUUCAACCUGUCUGUCUUUGGGACUUCCUCCGCUGUGAGUGUCAGUCAGUCAAGUCAGUCCUCCACUUCCACGUUGAACAGUUCAGUGCUGAACUCCAGUCAGUUGGGGGAUUCCCCCUUCUACCCAGGGAAGACUACCUACGGGGGAGCAGCUGCUGUUAGAACAGCCCGCUCACGCACAGCCACACCUUACCAGGCUCCAUUGCGGAGACAGAUCAAGGCCAAGCCUGCUGGGGCUCCGCCCUGUGGGGUGACCAGCGCUACUGCCCGACGCAUCUUACAGUCCCUGGAGCGCAUGUCCAGCCCCCUCGCUGAUGCCAAGAGAAUCCCCUCUACGGUGUCCUCUCCCUUGUCAAAAUUCCCUGAUGGCAGCACUCUGGACCUUUCACAUUUCCAGGCCCCCAAAAAACGGCUGGACUCUCCCCUCCCCCCAGUCCAGAAGUUGGUUAUCCCGGCUGCAGCGUUGGUGUCUGGGAGCCGCUCAAUGUCCUUCAGGCCCUCUCUGACCCCCGGGGGCCUGGCCCAGACCCCCGUAGGCACGCCCACAAGACAAUCCCCUCUGAUUCCUGAAGCAGUGGCAGAUCCUUGUCAAAGCACAAGCAGCAGCAGCCUGCCCACCUACCCUCUGUCCAGCACUCCUGCAACCAGCAGCACAGGGUCAGGAGGAGGGAAGAUGAAGAGGGAGAGGACCAGCACAAGACCCUCGUCCAAACGACCUGAAGACGAGAUUGCUGAGCUACCGGCCCUGCCGGCCAACACCUCAAUCGGUCUGCCCAGCUUCAGCUUCCCCAACCCCAAGCCUGUUGUCACUACCACACCCGUCCUGGUGGAGCCCGUCACUAACGAGGUGCCACUGACUACAGCACCCUCCACCCCUCCCUCCACACCUUUCACUUUCUCCUCCCCUAUUGUCAUGACAACUGCUGCUAGCCCACCAUCCUUUUCCCCGUCUUCUGGAUUUACCUUCAGUGCACCUGUAGUGAAAACGGGUCUGUCACUAUCCAACGGGAAGAUGGUCACCCCAGUAGUGGCAGCAGUGAAGCAUGCUGCCAGUGAGAGCAUGGAGGAGUUUGAAGGGCCAUUUAAACCAGCCAAGAUGUUGAAACAGGGCAGUGUGCUGGAGCUCCUCAAAGGACCUGGGUUUGCCGUUCCUGUUACUCAGACCUCUCCUGUCCCCAAAGCCCCCCAGGAGACCCCAGUCAUGUCCACUGCCCCCUCCCUUGGGGACUUGUUCAAAGCGCCAACAGGCUCCUGGGACUGUGACGUCUGCAUGGUUAGGAACAAACCCACUGCCACAAAGUGUGUGGCCUGUAUGACCCCACAUCCAAACUCUACUUUAGCGAAGACUGACAGUGAACACUUCACAACGUUGUCCGGGCUGGAGGGUUCCACCACUACUACCGCUGCUGGUUUUGGAGCCCUGUUCACAAAGUCUGCGGGAAGCUGGGACUGUGACACUUGUCUGGUUCAGAACAAGCCUCAAGCAGUCAAAUGUGUAGCUUGUGAGACAGCCAAGCCUGGGACUGGAGUUAAAGCCACACUGACUCUGCAUGCCUUCUCGGAGGCUAAGACUCUGCCCGCUGCUGCCCCCUUCUUGGGCUUCGGGGACAAGUUUAAGAAGCCGGAGGGAGCGUGGGAGUGUGACAUGUGCAUGGUGCAGAACAAGGCGCAGGACAUCAAGUGUGUUUCCUGUAUGAGCACUAAGCCAGGAGUGACGGCAGCGACUCCGUCUCUAACUCCCGCCCCUGUCAGCAUCACUCCUCUACUAGGCUUUGGGGCCCAGUUCAAGAAGCCAGAUGGAGCGUGGGAGUGUGACGUGUGCUGUGUUCAGAACAAGGGAGUAGACCAGGCGUGUGUGGCCUGUCAGACCCCCAAGCCUGGGGCUUUAGUAGAGCCUAAAGCAUUCGGUUCCUCGUCAUUUGGUAUCCAGUCCUUGUCUGACACCUGCUCAGGGGGAUUCAAGUUUGGCAUGGGGGUGUCAUCGGACUCGGCCUCUGGUUCUGGGGGCUUCAAAUUCGGCGGCACCCUCUCUGACUCCUCUUCAGGGGGCUUCAAAUUCGGUGCAGCUGCCUCAUCAGACACCACCUCAACAGACACCAGCAGCUCUGCAGGCUUCAAAUUCGGCAGCUCCACAGAGGGCUUCAAAUUUGGAGCAUCUACUGCUUCCACCCCUGCAGCGGACGAGGGGAGGAAGGCUGAAGCCCUGAGUAUGGGUGCCGGGUUCAAAUUUGGCAUCAGCGGUGGGAUCACGUUCGGCACUACAUCAGCUGCUAGCACGGAGAGCAAACCCUCGGACGGAAGGUUCUCCUUUGGACUAUCAAAACCGACAACCACCACCUCUACUUUAAGCCUUCCUGUCUCUACAGAGAACGACAGUGGAGCUUCUACCGAAACCACCACAACAGCAUCAGCUCCUAUUUUUGGGAAGCUGGCUGAGCCUCCUACCCUGGCCACACCACUAGGGGGCAGCAUAUUUGAGGAAUUGCUAGAGAAAGACAAGGACCCUUUCACCUUUGGGAAGCCUGAGAAGGAGGCCUCUAUGGGGUCUGGGUUCCUGUUCAGUGCUGCUAGUAAAGGGGCGGAGGCAUCGGCUCCCUCUGGAGGCUUUUCCUUCUUUAUGGUAGAUCCAUCUGCAGACCAGCCCAAAGCACCUACCUUCACAUUUGGGAAGCUGGCAGACAGCGAGACCCCAGCAGCAAAAGCCCCUAAGCCCUCAUUCAGCUUUGGGCAAAGCGCUACAGAUGCUGCAGCCUCAAAGCCAGUGUUUGGGUUUAUGUCAACCACCACCACCUCUACUUCCACCACCCCUGCCCCCAGGCUGUUUGGGCCCACCAGCAGCACUACCCCAGCCCCUAUCCCAGACCCCAGUACCUUCCUGUUUGGGCAGAGUGCCUCCAGUGAGGCCACCCCAGCCAAGUCCUUCUUGUUUGGGCAGAGCCAGGACAGCCUGCCUGCCCCUGCAGCUUCCCUGAACCCUGGCCCGGCUCAACCAUUCCUGUUUGGGUCUGGACCUAACACUGCUGCUCCCUCCUUCGCUUUUGGAGCGGCACCGCUCUCCACUGCCUUAACUACAGCUCCAUCAGCAGCCCCUGCUCAGUUUGUAUUCAGCCCUGCCUCCUCCUCUGGCUUUGGGUCGGGACAAGCUCCUACCUUUGGUCAGGGUACCUCCCAGCCCAAUGCCCCUGCGUUUGGUUCUCCCGCCCCGUCCCCCUUCUCUGCCACGGCCUCCCAGCCCCCAGCCUUCGGGGGGAAGGCCAACUCUGUCCCUGUGUUCGACCACCAAGCCAACUCCACGCCCGCUUUUGGCUCAUCCACCCCCGCCGCACCAGGUGGAGGUUUCCAGUUUGGAGGAGUCGGUGCGUUCGGCACGUCCAGUAACAGCACGGGGGUGUUUGCUUUCGGAGGGGUACCAGGAGGGUCCCCCGCCUCUUCUGCCACGCCCUCCAUGGCACCCCAACCCAGUGCACCUGGAGGUGGCUUUAACUUUAUUGGGUCAACAAAGAGCACCACCUUCACUGCAGCCCCUGCAGGACAGAACUCAAUCGCUAGACGCAAGAUCAAAACAGCAGUCCGGCGUAAGAAGUAAAACAUCCAUCGGACUAGACUUGACCCUUUAAGCAUAGACAGGACUACUUCCUCUGGACAAACACUGAACUACUUAGCAUGUAAAAGAGCUCUGGUGAAGCCCCCAUUUGGAGAUGUAUGGGUGAUACUCUGAUGGGGGGGGGGGGUAGACCCCAGAGCAACUAGAGAGCGGGACCCUUGUACAGAGCAGGUGUCAGGCUUAAAAAAUAAACUGCAAAUGAACCUACAGUAUGAUGGCGACAACAACACAAUCAAGCGAGAAACUUCUGCUUAACAACACCUCCAAAUGUUGGCUAGAACAUUGUCGUGACUUUUUGUAAUUAAAAUACAAAUGCAAAAACUGAAAUUGAAAGUUGACAGUGUAAAAAUCGUACUGUUAAGUUGAUUAGUAUGGGUGAUCAGGUUAUGAACUGCGAAAGUUAAUGCAGAGAUUAAGAACUGUGGUGCGAAUUCCAAAUGGCACCCUACUCCCUAUGUAGUGAACUUUAGUUUAACUUGUGAAUUUGAAGCAGUGCACAUCAUUGGGUCGGGAAUAGGGUACUAUUUGAGGCGUAGACAGUGUCAAUGGCGUGUAAGCUUACAGUACAGUUUUCUGUGUACUGAAUGACGCGUGCUUGUUUUCUGUAUACAGAUUUGAGGUGUGUGUGUGUAAACUGGACGAAAGUGUCGUGUGGUAGUGGCUGGUUGAGGCUGUCGGACAGUUGUAGGUGAGAAGCUUAUGAAUGUGUUUAAAUGGAGGCAGAGGAGAGUGGGGAAGAGAGGACCGUUACCCCAGCACUGUGGAGAUUGGGGCUGGAGACCGACUCCUGAAAUAUCAUCCUUAGGACUUUGUAAAUCUGUAGUUCCACAUUCGUUCACUGUUCUUACUACUUUUUUAAUCCCUUUGUCGCUCCAUCUCCUUUAUUCUCAUGUUUUCUCUUGUGCCCUCUUUCUCUUCCCUUUUCUUAUUCACGUUCUCUCCCUUCACCACCUCCUGCCGCUCUCUUAAUUGGCCUUUGAACAUUAUAACCUGUAAAUAGUAACUUGCUUCUUUUUUUUAUCUGUGAAGUUGAAUUUGUGUGUUAAACCAACUCUACAUUCAGCAUUUUGUCAUUAGAAUUUAUUAUGUAAAUCCCUAUAUUCAAAGUUGCCUGAAAUCCAUUAAAAAAAUAAAUGCAUAUUGGGAUCCUUUGAAGACUAAAGGUAUAUUGGCAUUUCUGAUCCACUUUUGUUUGGACCAAAACCAGUAUUGUACAAAGUAUUAGUAUAUAUUUUUAUAUUGCUUGUUUAAAUGGACUAGGGUGACUUUGGAUAAUAAGGUAGUCGAUUUAAUUUUAAAGCCAUGAUUGUUACUGGAUUAGUAAUAAAAAUAAGAUCCAUGGGUAAUUGCCGUCAAUAAAACUAUAAUAUGUAAUUAACA